CUUCACUUGCCUUCCAGUUCCAGAUAUAAAAAUACGAGAACAAAGAAUAAGCGGUGUCAGGAAGCAAUACUUGUGAUCUUUCCAGUGCAAAAACCACGAAAAAAGAAAAAAAAUGGCCGAAGAUUUGGCGUUGGAUUUACAAGAGUUGAGGCAGUUAGGGAGCAUCGCGAAAAGGCCUCGUGUCGUUUCUCUCAUCUCCUCUGAGAUUAGCCACUUGGAGAAGUUAUCAAAGGAACAUGUUUCUGAUCCACAUGCAACUUCUACUCCUAUUCAAACUCCUAUCUCAUCUGGGGUUAAGCUGCCUUCAUCCCUUGCAAUUAAUUAUGUUACGCUUGGAUCGUUCAGUUGGGAUCAGGACAAUGAUAAAGUCAAGAUAUAUGUCUCUCUAGAGGGUGUCGGGAGAGAAAAGAUUGAGUCGGAGUUCCAGGCAAUGUCAUUUGAUGUUAAAUUCCAUGAUGUCCAAGGAAAGAACUAUCGAUGUGCUAUACCAAAACUGAACAAGGAGAUUGUACCAGAGAAAUGCUUAGUGGUGGUUAAGCCUAAAAGAGUGAUCAUCACAUUGUUUAAAGCUUCAAAGGGGAACUGGUUAGACAUACAUUUCAAGGACGAUAAGCUAAAACCAAAUCUGGAUGAGAAACGAGAUCCUAUGGCUGGAAUUAUGGACUUAAUGAAGAAUAUGUAUGAUGAAGGGGAUGAAGACAUGAAACGAACGAUUGCAAAAGCAUGGACUGAUGCAAGAUCUGGGAAUGCAGCUGACCCUUUGAAGGGGUAUCGUUAAACCAAUUUAGCAUUCAUAUAAUUCUAGUGAAGGGGUAUCGUUAGAUGGUCUUGUUUCCAUGGUUUGCCAUUAUCUUUUUGGUUGGUUUCUGUGUUAUGGUGGACAUAUUAAGCCUCUUCUUUUCGCCUUCUUUCAUUCUUCAUAAAUGCUUUUGAGUUUGCGUUUAGAUUGUAUUAUUAUAGAUACUUAUCUAAUGUAAUGGCCUCAGCUUUCCUUA
Molecule: messenger RNA, 995 nt
Organism: Populus nigra (black poplar)
Lineage: Eukaryota; Viridiplantae; Streptophyta; Magnoliopsida; Malpighiales; Salicaceae
Exons: 5
Coding region: 113-778 (221 amino acids)
Molecular function (GO): S100 protein binding; tubulin binding; ubiquitin protein ligase binding
Source: RefSeq, a predicted model, not a curated record